AGGUUUGUGGAUUUGCAAAAAUUACCUGGAUUUAGUUAAUGUCAAAUGGAAUUCGCAGAAAUUUACUGACAUUGAAGUCAAUACUGAUGGCCCUCCUGAAGACUUCAAGGCACAACUGUUUUCCUUAACGGGUGUUCCUCCUGAGCGCCAAAAAGUAAUGAUGCCUGGUGGUCUUCUCGGAGAUACGUCCUUCGAUCGAAUAAAGCUGAGAAAUGGUGCCACUGUGAUGCUAAUGGGUUCUGCAGAGGAGUUGCCCGUCAGCAUCACUUCUAAACCUGUCAUCGAAGGGUUGGUUACCCCCUUGUUGCCGCCAAAAUCAGAUCAGUCGGAUGCACCGAGGGUCCCCAUCGGUAUGGCCAACCUUGGCAAUACUUGCUACAUGAAUAGUGCACUUCAACUCCUAUUUACUAUUCCAGAAAUCAGGCUUUUCAUUCAGAGAGCUCCCAUACAGUCAGCAGCGUCACUGCCGCAGAAAGUAAAGGAUAUGGUUACUGCUUUGCGUCUGAUCUUCAACGGGCUCGCGUUUUCUUCUUCUUGCAUCUUUCCUCUCGUUUUUCUUGAAUCACUGCAAUCUGCUUUCCCACAAUUUGCUACGCGCGCAAAUGUUGAUGCUUCAACGUCUGAAGGUGGCAAUGAGCCAAUCUAUCAGCAACAGGACGCCAACGAGUGUUGGGUUGAGGUCAUCCGUGUUUUGCAGCAGCUGUCAGCUGAUGCAAAAGUUAUAACUUCGCCUUGCCCUGAAUCCUUUGGCACAUCAACGGGUUGGAAUCCUGUGGAUCGAUAUCUUACCGGCUCCCUAGUCUCAACACUCACUUGCACAGAGAAUGAAGAAGAGGCACCACAGGAAGCCGUGGACACGUUUUCCCAGCUCUCAUGCUUUAUCGUUAAAGGUGGCAUUAUUCUCCUGCUCCUCCGGGACUGGUUAUCAAGCCUUUCAUCGCAUACUCUUUCACCCUCAGAUGUGAAGUAUCUGCACACCGGGAUUCGCAAUGGCUUGGAGGGAACGCUCACGAAGAGUUCUACCACACUGGGCCGCGAGGCAACCUACAAAAAGGUUUCACGUAUCUCCCGUCUUCCUGGCUACCUCUGCAUUCAGUUUAUGCGAUUCUUUUACAAGGAGAAGGAAAAGAUUAAUGCCAAGAUCCUGAAGGACGUCAAGUUCCCCUUGUGUUUGGAUCUCUUCGAGUUCUGCACAAAGGAGCUGCAAACUAAACUGCUACCCCAACGCGAGAAAGCGCGCACCGAAGAGGACGCUGAAUCGAUGGCCGCAAAGAGUCGAAAACUCGCAAGUGCUUCAAAAGAAGGUUGCCACUCGGUAAUUUUCUUUACCUCUUUUUUCAAUUUGCUCGCAACGCCACUUUGGACUUCUUCAGAAAAACCGCCUAAUGCUGAAGACAACCCUGAAUUGUACGAUCCCUACUGGCUGGAGGAUGAUCUUGGCUCAAAUAAUACGGGCUUCUAUGAGCUCCAAGGUGUGGUUUCCCAUCAAGGGCGCAUGAGUAUGGGUCACUAUGUUGCUUGGAUUAAACGCAAAGGUAAAUGGUUCAAAUUAGACGAUACAAAAGUCUCCGAAGUGGAUGAAGAGGACAUCUUAAAGCUUUCCGGUGGCGGCGAAUAUCACAGCGCCUACAUCCUCCUCUAUGGACCGCGUCAUGUUAAGAAGGUUAUUCCGGAGGUGUCGAUGGAUGCCGAUCCGGCUAGUUAA
Molecule: messenger RNA, 1705 nt
Organism: Hydatigera taeniaeformis
Lineage: Eukaryota; Metazoa; Platyhelminthes; Cestoda; Cyclophyllidea; Taeniidae
Source: the annotation of a GenBank genome assembly